UUUUAUCGUAUCGCGCUUCUGAUAAGAUUCGGGAAAUAUGAUUUUCAAAACUAUCCAAAAGGUUAUCCGGCACUCUGUUUUGUGCCACCCCAUCAUUUGUCGUCCUAAUCGUCUACUUUCCGCAUCAUUGUCGUCGCCGGUCCACCAAACGAUUUUCAAGAAUUUAUUCAGCACAAUGUCGUACUAUAUCGAAGAACGAGGCUCCCCCAACACUUUGGACUAUAAAGUGUACAUAAAAAAUGAAAAUGGAGUAGUUUCUCCAUUCCAUGAUAUUCCAUUACUAGCUGAUACUUCAGGGAAAGUUUUUAACAUGGUGGUAGAAAUCCCCAGGUGGACAAAUGCAAAGAUGGAGAUAAACACAAAAGCAGCAUUAAACCCAAUCAUACAGGAUACAAAAAAAGGUAAACUACGUUUUGUACCAAAUGUGUUCCCACACAAAGGGUACAUAUGGAAUUAUGGUGCAUUUCCUCAAACAUGGGAAAACCCAGAAGUAUUAGAUGAACAUACAGGAUGCAAAGGGGAUAAUGAUCCUUUGGACGUACUUGAAAUUGGAUAUAAAGUGGCUAAACGAGGAGAAAUUCUUAAAGUUAAGGUAUUGGGAACUGUUGCAUUGAUUGAUGAAGGUGAAACUGAUUGGAAAGUUUUGGUAAUUAAUGUAGAUGAUCCUAUUGCACCUGAAGUUAAUGACAUUAAGGAUAUUGAAAAGCAUUUCCCUGGCCUAUUAAAAGCUACUGUUGAAUGGUUAAAGAUCUAUAAAAUACCAGAUGGCAAACCAGAGAACAAAUUUGCAUUCAAUGGUGAACCCAAAAAUGCUGAAUUUGCAUUAAAAAUAAUCAGUGAUGCUCAUGAAUAUUGGAAGGGUUUAGUACAAAAAGAAAAUUCUGAAGAAUUAUCAUGUGUGAACACAACAUUGAAUAAUACUGCAAGUAUUGGCAACGAUAAAGUCCAAGCCAUAUUAUCAGAAAGUUUGCCAUUCUCUGAACCUAGUCCAUUAUUACCUGAAGUUGAUAAAUGGCAUUUUAUAAAAUUAUAAAAUAAUUAUUGAUCACAAAAUCAAUAUUUACUUGGUGAAAUUAGAAAAUGGGAUCAAAAUAAAUAAUUAUAUCUGUUGUUGAUUACAUAUGAAUUAUUUGAUGUACGAACAUAUACAGAAUCACAGAUUUAUAGCCCGAAUGAUCAUUCCUAAUGUUUAACAGUUUAUCAAUAUUUAAAAUAUUGGUAUUUUUUUUUUUUUUUUUACAAAUAAAUACAUUAUAAUUGUACUCCCU
Sipha flava (yellow sugarcane aphid) is the source of this 1268-nucleotide messenger RNA. It is a transcript of the gene Nurf-38, whose product is annotated as inorganic pyrophosphatase. Gene Ontology annotation, molecular function: inorganic diphosphate phosphatase activity; magnesium ion binding. The transcript has 8 exons. Lineage: Eukaryota; Metazoa; Arthropoda; Insecta; Hemiptera; Aphididae. The record is from RefSeq and is a predicted model, not a curated record. Gene Ontology annotation, cellular component: cytoplasm. Bases 38 to 1033 code for a protein of 331 amino acids. Gene Ontology annotation, biological process: phosphate-containing compound metabolic process.